Messenger RNA from Asparagus officinalis (garden asparagus), 1193 nucleotides. Its product is annotated as probable prolyl 4-hydroxylase 6. NCBI's taxonomy places the organism in Eukaryota, Viridiplantae, Streptophyta, Magnoliopsida, Asparagales, Asparagaceae. Gene Ontology annotation, biological process: peptidyl-proline hydroxylation to 4-hydroxy-L-proline. The coding region runs from base 130 to 1074 and encodes 314 amino acids. The transcript is spliced from 7 exons. Gene Ontology annotation, molecular function: iron ion binding; L-ascorbic acid binding; procollagen-proline 4-dioxygenase activity. Gene Ontology annotation, cellular component: endoplasmic reticulum. The record is from RefSeq and is a predicted model, not a curated record.
CCAACCCAUCUCCGCCGAAACAUCUGGGGUACAGGCUUGCAGCAAAACUCUGGAACUUGGGAGACUCGAUCGUUGGAAGAACACAAUAUUCCUCAGAAAGAAAAUUUUCCACAGCGAUCUACAGUUGUGAUGGGAUCCCUGCUCUCAAUCUCCCUCCUCCUCUUGGCUUUGUCAGCCUCUCUACAAAUCUCUUCUCCUCGCAAGAUAGGAGGGAAAAACAAGGUGGCAAAGAUGGAGCCUAUCUAUCAUCAUGAUAAUGAAAAUUCACCCAUUGGAAUUGACCCCUCAAAAGUAAUCCAACUAUCAUGGCAUCCGAGGGCCUUCUUGUAUAAAGGAUUUCUUUCUGGAGAGGAGUGUGAUCACCUCAUUUCUCUGGCACAAAAUAAACUAGUCAUACCUUUGGCUAAUGAUAGUGAUACAGGAAAUAAUCCAUCAAGCUCCGAAAUGUUCUUGACCCGAAAGCUGGAUGAAACUGUUUCAAAGAUUGAGGAGAGAAUAUCAGCUUGGACUUUUCUUCCCCAAGAGAACGGGGAGGAAAUGCAAAUAUUGCACUAUAGGACAAAUGAAAGUCAUGAACCAAAUUAUGACUAUUAUCAAGUAGGAUCCAAUAUGGUGAAUGGUGGGAAUCGAGUUGCAACAGUUCUGAUGUAUCUCUCAGCGGUGACUCGUGGUGGUGAGACAGUCUUCCCCAAGUCAGAGCUUAAAGACUCUCAAAUCGAGGAUGAAACUUUGUCAGAUUGUGCAUCAACUGGUUACACAAUAAAACCAGCCAAAGGCGAUGCCCUUCUUCUCUUCAAUCUUCAUCCUAACACAACAAUAGACGAAAGCAGCAUCCAUGGGAGCUGCAAAGUCAUCGAAGGCGAGAAAUGGACUGCAACGAAAUUGAUACACACGAGAGCUUUCAAUGUAAACAAAGACUCGAGGCCUUCUCUGAUUUUGGAAGAAGAAUGCACAGAUGAAGAUGAUAACUGCAGUCGAUGGGCUGCCAGCGGAGAGUGCCAUAGGAAUCCUGUGUUUAUGUUGGGUACUCCUGAUUACUAUGGAUCUUGUAGGAAGAGUUGUGGUGUUUGCUGACAGUUGUUGAGAACUUUGUAAAUAUUACAGAGGGAAUGAAUUUCAGGCGUUGGUAUCUUAAUCCAUGAAUGUUUGUAGUGCAAAUAAAUAUUGCAAUAGUGGGGUUUGUUACGAUGUGA